AUGAUCGUGGCUGGCGCUGGUAAUACGCUUACCGGUUACCGCCCAAAGACUCAAAGAGCCUGGUCGGGUCUCAGUCUGGUCACGCUUUCCGCCCAAGCCAGCCAGAAAAAGCGUCACCUCCUCUUCUUCCUUUUCCUCCUCUCUCCUCCCGUUGUCAUCUUAGUCGCUGUCUUCAUCCUCUCCUUGCCUCGCCUCGCCUCGCUUCCCAUUCGUCUGCUUCGAGUCGAUACUGUCGAAAUCAAAACACUCCACACUACUUACUCUGCUACCACGCCACCCAUGAAUUCACUCGUCCUCAGUCGCCAAUCGUCCACUGACCCCGGCGACUGCCACUCUAUCUGA
This is a messenger RNA of Talaromyces rugulosus, 342 nucleotides long. RefSeq lists its product as uncharacterized. The record is from RefSeq and is a predicted model, not a curated record. The transcript is spliced from 2 exons. The coding region runs from base 1 to 342 and encodes 113 amino acids. Lineage: Eukaryota; Fungi; Ascomycota; Eurotiomycetes; Eurotiales; Trichocomaceae.